GCACUCACCGAGGUUGGUUUUGCCAGUCGGUUCGCCAUAAGGUCUGCGGCUAUUAGACCCCGAACUCGGCACAUGUCGCGCAGGAAAGGUGCCGUGCUUGGUAGCAUCAGGCGGGAGGUUUCAUUGCAUGCGUUAGGGUAGUGGAGGAGCAGUGGGAGCGUCGUGAAGCGAAGCCGAGCGGAGCAAAGCCACGAAGGCUAAGGAGGGUGAAGUGGGAGGAAGACGAGAGAGACGAGGACUAGUAGAGCGAGGAUCACGGCGAUGGCUGCGCCGACGAGAGCGAUGGCGGCCUUCCUCUUGGGCGCGGUCAUUGUGCUUCUCGGUAKUACAGCACGGGCAGCAGCUCAGCCAGAGGCUGCAAUCACGUCCUUCACAUACAUGGGCUCCGGAUGUCCAGCGAAUUCCGCCGUUGGGGAGAUCAGCAAGGACGGGCAAGUACUUACCAUGAAGUUCAGCGAGUUCAGCGCAACGACGGACGCAGGCAUUGCGGGGAAACGGAGGAACUGCCAGAUCAACAUCAAGAUGACGUAUCCCUCUGGCUGGAUUUAUUCCCUGGAGACGGUCACGCUCCGGGGGUACGCGAGGCUUGACGACAUGGUGAAGGGGGUCCACAGGGUGAGYUAUUAUUUCACGGGAGAGCCGGGGCAAGGAAAGUUCACCAAGGAGACGGUGGGCGAGUACGACGACAACUACGAGCAUUCGGGUCCGUUCUCCCCACUUAUCUCGAGCAAGUGCGGCCUGAACCGAAAUCUCAACGUCAAUAUGGAGGUGAAAGUCGACAACGGAGCUAACCCGUCGGGGCAAGGAUUCAUCGAUGUGGACACGGUAGACACCACCGUGUCCUUCAAGGUGAAAUGGGAGGCGUGCUCCUGAGMKACGCAUGCUGUCGAGACACGUGCAAAGCUUAGACAAUCAAGGAGUCUGUUCGGGCCGCAUGCUCUGCUUCAGCUCCGCUGAGCUUUCGACGGCGAACUCGGUGUUUUGGCUGUAUUGUCAAAAUUUGGGAGUAGAACUACGUUGUAUGUACUAGCGCUCGUUUUUCACUCCAUCCGACGGGGUUCGAUCGUCGGACCUCUUGUUGUUUGAAAUUACACUUAUUCCGCCCAGGCGAACAAGCGUUACGUUGUCGCUUUGCUCUUAGUUCACCAGCUCCUGUCUGAGAUCGUCGAGGACAGUAGCUCUUCUGAGGAAGAGCGGUGAUAGAUAAAUAGAUAGAUACAAUGGUGUGGUGGGACCCCGUUAGAUUAAUCAUCGCCUCCUUAGUCCUGACGUAGACUGUCCUAGACGUCUGGCUGAUCUGCUAAAUGUCGAGAUUGACGUUCCAGCUUUUUUUGCGCCAGUGACUCGCAGUUGCUGUGAGUAAGGAUUCUCGGACGCUUGUGGGUAGCGAGGUAUGUGACAGAGGAUUCUUUUUUAAUUAUUAUUUUUUGACUGACGAUUUUCGGACUCUGCGGUGAGCUUUUUUCCUCAUCGAGUCGUUUCGAAACCGCUGUCAUAAUUAAGGCCGAA
Messenger RNA from Chara braunii, 1509 nucleotides. The record is from the annotation of a GenBank genome assembly. Lineage: Eukaryota; Viridiplantae; Streptophyta; Charophyceae; Charales; Characeae.